Messenger RNA from Talaromyces stipitatus ATCC 10500, 653 nucleotides. RefSeq lists its product as uncharacterized. NCBI's taxonomy places the organism in Eukaryota, Fungi, Ascomycota, Eurotiomycetes, Eurotiales, Trichocomaceae. Gene Ontology annotation, molecular function: catalytic activity. The record is from RefSeq and is a predicted model, not a curated record. The annotation marks the transcript as partial. The transcript is spliced from 2 exons.
GCAUUCGGACUUCCCAGCUUCGCCCCUUCACAUCUGACACUGAAGAGGCCUCGGAUCUCCUUUUCCUUCAGAUUUUCUCGCCCACAGGAAAGUCCGCUUUAAUAGUUAAUAUCUAUAAUGCUCCAGCAGGCUGCAUCAGAGCAGGUGAAGCCGCAAAAGCUCUUAUAACUCUGCCAGAGGCGUAUUUCCCUCAAAUAACAAUACUUGCAGGCGAUCUCAACCUACUACACAACAGAUGCCCUACAACUUUUGCAGAGCCGUUUAUCAACUGGCUGGAUCUCCAGGGUCUAGUACUCAUUUCCGACAUAGACUGUCCCACACAUGAAAGGGGUAACAUGUUAGACCUCAGUUUCGCCUCAAGCCCUCUGGCACUCGCAGGAGCCAAAGCUAGUAUAGCGAGCCACUUAGAUGUAACCUCUGAUCAUCAACCACUAAUUACCACUGUUCCAUGGGAUCAGAGAUACAAGGAAACAGCUCAGAAACUAAGAUUUGACACACUAGAUCACACUUCCUUCCUUUCGCUCCUCGCCUCUAAUCUCGCUGGCACCGAGAGCUCAGCCGCGACAGAAGAAGAUCUUGAUGCUUUCGCCGAAAAACUGACAUCUGCAAUUCAAGGAGCAUAUAGAGGCUCUGCUAAGAGGACCCUAACAUAA